UGGCAGGUGUGGCAAUGGGCUGGGCCAUGAGUUCCUGAACGAUGGCCCCAAGCGUGGACAGUCCCGCUUCUGAAUAUUCAGCAGCUCACUGAAGUUCAUCCCUAAAGGUGGAGCCCCUAGGACACGACCUUUGGAGCCAAGUGUUGCAUUUGGGAGCAGACAGCUCCUAGUGCUCUGCCGACACCAGCCAACAGCAGCCAGCAGGCCCAGGCACAGCACGGCAGGGCAGGGCACCUUGGGCAGCGGACCAGUGGGAGAAAGAAGAAAUCUGUCUGGGACUCUGCUGAUCCCCAGCCUGGAGGCAGGGACCGGCUCAGAGGGGAGCUCAAUAAACGUGGGACAGACAAGUGAAUUGACAAUGACUGGGACUUUCGCUCAUCCAAGGCUUUCCUUUCUUCUGAGUGACAAUUGCCAGGGAAAGCCGUGACCCUGGGGGAGUGCUGCUCAGGGCAGGUCCUGUGGGUAGGUCCCAGGACCCCCUAACCUCAUGCGGGCACGUGGGCAGGGCCGGCAAGUGGAAGUGGCAGCCCGGAGAAGUCAGCGGUCACCGCCAAGUCAUCCACCGUGCCCCCACCCCCGUACAAGGCCCUGGUAGGGGGCCUAGCGCUGUGACCCCCUUCUGAGUCAACCGGUCCUCAAGGCCCCCUCCUCUGGGAGUGGGCCUAGGGACCGUGUGCAGGACGGACCAGCAGGGGCCGCUCAGGCCCCAGGAGCGCUGGGGCCUGAGCGGUGCUGCAGUUCCCCGUGGUGCCGCCGGGGGCGCUGCGGCGACAGCUCUGACGGUCUGGGCGGGUUCCUGCGCCCAGCUCCCUCCACGCCGCGCCCCUUCCUGUGACCCCCACUCAGGCCGGGUCCUCGCGCCCUAACCGCACCUCGCGCCCCAGUGGCCUCGCACCCCAGCCCGGCUCCGCGUCCCCUACUCCGCCGUCCUGCGCCCUGGCCCCAGCCCGACCCGGUGCCCCUCGCGACGCCCGCGACCCGCACUGUCCCAGCCCAGCCCCGCGCCCCGGCAGCGCUUCCCUGCGGCACCCAGUGGUCGGCGCUGGCAUCACCUGGCCCCCCAGGUCGCGCCCGCCCAACAUGCCAGUGCCCGGCACACAGGCCGAGGCCUCUUGGCGUACGAGGGUGCGGCGGCCGGUGAUGGUGGGGCCGCAUCUGGUGGGCUUCAAGACGGUGACUAGUGCGGGGCGAGCAGUCGAGGCCCAGGGUGCCCCCUCCGGAGUCAGCAGGAGCGGGACAGAGCUGGGGGCUGGGGGAAGGUGGAGACAGGACGCUCCCAGCCCCAGCCAAGCCUCAGCCCCUUCUCCAGGGCAGCUGGGUGGGACCCGCCUGCUCUGAUGCCCCCAACCUCCUCUGGCUGUGGCCCUUCCACGCCUUCAUUGUACCUGCUGCCACCCUGGCCUACCCCGGGGGCAGCACGUCCUGGAGUUCCACUUCCCAUGCAUCUUUGCCCAUUUCUCUCCCCCACAAUAGUGACAGCUCUCAGCUGUCCCAACCGGUGUGGUCUUUGCAAAAUAAUCAUCAGACCAGGUAACUUCCCUCAGGGGUUCCCCCUGGCUCUGCUUGCUGAGGCUCCACAGAACCCCCCCCCCCACUGUCUUGAUUUCCCACUCCACAAAUGAUAGCAGUGUUUUGUUUUGUUUUAAUCAUAACUGUGUUGUUUUUAUUACCCACAGCCCCCGCACCCAAACCCCUGCACCUGGGCCUCUAGGCCAGCCAGAGUCCAUUCUAGAAUGGGGUAAUCUUGUUCCCUACCCCAAACACGAAGCCCUGAAGGGGUGCUGCCCGAGGUAGAAUCAGGUGAAUGUGAAUCAAACUGCACUGCCUUCUGCUGGCUCCCUCUGCAGGGGCUGCACAGUCUCAGGAUGAGCAAACCACACAUCUGCAUGAGUGAAUCUGUGCCCUGGUGGAUGCAGGAACCCCAGGACCACCUGUCACUCUCCCCUGGCCCUGGGCACUAGGGCUCUGCUUAAGGAGCUUAGGGGCAAGAAGCCCAGGGAAGACAGUUGGUGGGCCUCCCAAGCAGACAGGAGGGGAGGCUGCUGGGGAGGGGACUGAGGGUUACCUGUCUAUAAGCUCCUUCCACCCCAGGCCCUCAGCACCCCCUGCACCUGUCUCUAGGCGUGAUUUGUUCCUUGUAAAACCGUGGAGAUUAUCCAUGGUUCAGCCCCUGGUUUCAUGUCUUAUCAUGUUUCAUCUCCAACUAGGACGUUUACAAGCUCCUCUUGGCUGCAGAGGGCUUGGUGGCUGCACUGCCGGAGGCUGGAGCAGAGACGAGGCGGGCCCUGUGGGCUCUGCCCCACCUCACCCCGAGAUGCAGUCUGCCUGUGGCCCUGGGCUCCCCUCCCAUCUCCGACUGCAGUGGCUUUUUGGUCCCGUAGUCUCAAGAGUGUGAGGUUUUUUGUACCCCAUCUCUGAGACCGGAGCCCCUGGGGUGUGUCUGGAAGUUGGGGGAGGACAGGGAAGCUAGAGUCAGAGGAAGGACAGCGCUGACCGGUAUAGGGGACAAGGAUGGAGUCAUUGUUCUCUGAGAAGGGGGUGGGAGUCAAUUUUGAAGGUCCUGUUGUCAGAGCAGGAAGCCUGCCGCUUAGGGAGGGGUCUGGCGGGGAGCAGGGCAGAGUGCCAGGCACCUGCCCCAAGAUGCUCGGCCCUGGGCUCUGGGUUCUGGGUCUUCCUGAGCCCCAGCUGAACAAGACUGGCUGCAUACCUGUCUGUAUGUCUGUCUUGCCAACUGUGGGCAUGGGGUGUUUCUCCUGGAAUUGCGGGGGGAUGGAGUGUGGCCCUCCGUGGGGUUACUGUUCACUGGCUGUGCUGGCUGUGCACCUGUGAGUAGGUCACUUGUGUCAGGGAGGUUCAAAUUUGGGGCUCUCCACACUGGGUGGGGGACAGUGGCUGGGGCCAGGCAGCAGGUCUCUGAACCCCACUCCUGCCUGUGUGUGUGUGUGUGUGUGUGUGUAUACGCCUAUGGUCGUGUGCCCUCUGCAGAGCGUGGGGUUCUUGAGCCUGCGCCGGGUCCCUUGCUUCUGACAGAAUGUGCUCACAGUCAGCUUCCAGUCCAUGGGGACCCUCACCAGGGCACAGGCGGACAGACCUGGCCACAGAGCCCCAGUGUCUUAAUGUGGGGCCUCUUAGAUUAUUCCCAGCCUUCCCCAUGAUGCCAAGAGGCUCACACGCCCAGAGGCCUGGCGUGGGGCUGUGAAGCUGGAGGAGGUGGGGAUGGGGUGGGGACAGAGGGAGUCCUGUUUCUGUCUGACCCUCCUUUCUUCCCCCUUUAGACUCACCUUGGGUAUAAAGGCUGUUACCAGCCCUCCUCUUUGCAGGGCUGGGACUGCCAGCCAAGAAGGAUUGUUGUAAAUUGAGCUGGGCCAGGCUGGUGGGUGGGAAGCAAUUUGCAGGCCCAGUUAUGCAUCCUGAGAACCCGGAGCCCUGCCCUCUCCUGGAGAAGCAGGGGCCUGUGGCAAACGGCCCUCUGUCUGUGCUGAGCCCUCCAGGAAGACCCAAGGGAAAGGAGUGAGGGUGGCUGGAAGCAAGCUGGGGGCCAUCCCUGUGCAGGAGAGGGGUCUGGCUCCUUCUGGCAAACCCUGGAGCCCUAGGCAGGCUCCAUGCAUGUGUGUGACCACUCAGGAUGGCUGGGGAAGCCCUCGCUCCUCCCCACUCCUUGCCAAGGGGCCCUUCAUAUGUCCUUCCUGAUGCUGGAAAUAUUGUCUGCCCUGGCAAACCCUUGUGUCCCAUGGUGUCCCCACAUCUAGCUGGUCACCAGGAACAAGACCCUGGGUUCCAGCAAGCCAGGCUGGCUGGACACCUUGAGACUAGGGAGGCCUUUCCUCUCCAGCCUGGACCCCCAGGAGGAUGAAUUAUGAAGUACUUAGGUCUUUCAGGGUGGGAGCAGCUUCAGGGCACCCCUUCUUGUGCCAGGGUCACUGUCACAUGUCCACUACCUCCUAAUCAUAAAGAGCUUAGAAGCCAGGCACCCAAAGAGGUGGGGGCUGGUGUCAUCUUUGUUUUAUAAAGUAGGAAAAUGAAGCUCAGAGAGGCUGGAUACCUGCCGAGGUCACCUGCUAGGAGGGGUAGAGCUGGGAUUGAAUCAGCCUUCAUCGCCUAAAAAGUUCUUGCUGUCAGCUCUGUACUGUGCUGCACGACCCCCGCCCCCACCCCACUCCCCAUGGCCUCCUGGCCCCCUUGUUCCCUACCAGGCUGAACUGGGCUCCGGGGGUAGGUGGGUAGACGUCUCUUAGGGGUCCCUCCCCAGGAGGAAAUUGCAUCCUCAAUGUGCUCGGGCAAAUCUGGCAUCUCAAGUGGAUAAAUCCCACACAAAUCAAGGACAGCUGGGCCCGCCCUCGGUCGCAGCCCCCUCCCCUCGGCUCCCCUUGCAGGCUGAGGAAUCCCAGCAGGCUGUGGGGGUGGGUCUGGGGGGUAAGGGUGUGGUUCUAGGGGAGGAAGUUUCUGGAAGGCCCGAAUGUGUGAAAUCUCCCCCAGCUGUCCCCCACAGAGGGAGGGACUGCACGGUGUUAUUAAUCAUUUUCCAGAGUGGGGCAGCUGCUUGCACACCCUGCGAUGCUGUGGGGGCCUAGGCUGGGGGUGCCCACUCUGCGGAGGGGACAGGCUAGGAAGGAGGCGGAGAGGGGCGUGGGAGAGGGGUCCACACCUAGACUCUCUCAGACAUACACACAGAGUCAGUUACUCGGUCACUCAACAAACAUUCAUAAGCACUCACCAUGCUUAGGCAUGGAGCCACAGCAGGGCUCAAGACUGACCCCAUCCCUGCCCUUGCAGAGCUCAUGGGUAGGUGGAGGAGAUAGACGGGGAUCAAAAUCACCCACAGGGAAAUAAUUAGAGUCUGUGAAGGAGACACAAACAUAGCUGGGUAGCUGGGUCAUGGAUUUGUGAGGCCAGGCUGGGCCUUCCUCCCACCAUGACCCUGCUCCUCAGGACUCCCUUCCUAGACCUGCCUUUUCUGAUCCCCUCUGCUCUGGCCCCCCUUGUCAUCUCCCCCAGGGAUGAUGUGUAUGUGAACCAGCAGCCUGUGCAGCUCAGCCCAUCUCCUCUCCCACAUUCUCCCUGUUCCUGCCUGGCUGCCACAUCAAACCCGACUUAUUUGCUCGUCUGAUGGCUGGCCUAAGGAGGGACCUCUGCCUGGCCAUCCUGCCUGGGGGUCCAGACAAGGUGAAAGGGGAAUUGAAAUUGGGCCAUGUGGAGCCCUCAAAGCCGAGGGGCCCCAGGGGAGAUCAGGCUGGGCAGAAGCGCCUGGCUGCCACCUGUUUUCUCUUGACAGGAGGCGCGACCAGACAGGGCAGGAGUUGAGCCACCCUCUCAGGGCACAGGGACAGCCACCCACCCUGUGCCCCCAUGGCCUGGUCUCUUUUGGGGCCCCAAAGUGACUUUUCACCUUGUGGCUCAGAGAGGGGGAUUCACUGUCCCUAGAUCACACAGCGGGGAGCUCGGGCUGGACUCUGAUGGCAAAGCAGGGCAGAGGCAGAGUGGAGGAGCCACUCAGACAUCCUGGGGAGGAGGGAAGGCAGCAGCUCUGGGGGUGAGGAGCAUGGAGAUGUAGACUGUGAAAUUCCCAGAUUUAACCUUCAAAAGGACUCUUCAUAAAAGGCUAAAUGUAGUUACUGUCUACCCAGCAAUUCCACUCCUAGGUAUAUACCCAAGGGAAAUGAAACAUAUGUCCACAAAAGAACUUGUAAAUCAACAUUCACAGCAGCAUGAUUCUCAAUAACCAAAAGGUGGAUAAAACUGAAGUGUCCACUGACUGAUGAAUAGAUAAACAGAAUGUGAUCCAUCCAUACAGUGGAAUACUAUUCAGCCCUAAAAAGGAAUGAAGCAUUGACACACACACACUACAACAUAAAUGAUCCUUGAAUACACUACGCUGAGUGAAAGAAGCCAGUUGCUAAAGGCCACAUAAUGUAUGAUUCCACUUAUAUGAAAUGUGGAGAAGAGACAAAUUCACAGAGACAGAAAGUAGAUUAGUGGUUGCCAGGGGCUGGGUGGGGAAGAACAGGGAGUGACUUCUAACGGGUAUGGGAUUUCUCUUUGGGGUGAUGAAUAUGUUCUGAAAUUUAUUGUGAUGGUUGUACAACACUGUGGAUAUACUGAAAACCAUUGAAUUUGAGAAACGAAAUGGCCGAAUUGCAUGUUAUGGGAAUUGCAUUUCAAUGACGCUCUUCCUUCAGAGUCAGGUUUCUAUUUUAGGGACCAGAGGUUUAGGCUGGUAGGAGCCUGAGGCUAUGUGCUAGAGAAAGAUGAGGCUGGGACCCACUCCCCAGGGAUGAGCCUUGGCUCUACCCCAUUCCUCCUCCUCGCCACCCCCAUCCCAUCACUAUGCUCUCUGCUGCUGGGCCUUUCCCCAGCCGACUGGGAUGCUGUCCUGCUCCUUGCCUGACAAUCACCUACUCUAGAAAGCCUUCUUCAGCCUCUCUCCACUCCCAUCCUUCCACUGGCUCGUCUCUAUUCAGUGCCUAUCAGGUACCAGGCUCUGUGAGGUACACUGGUGAACAAACUUCCCAAGGCUGCCAUCCUGGAUGUCCUCAGAUUUGCACCCACCCCUCACCUGAGAACCAGAUGGUGGGUGGAGAGAGGGGAUCAGAUGCCAAACACCAAGCUGACGCUUGUCCCUGGACCUCACCCCCCCACCCCCAGCAUGUUUGGUGUCCUGCUGUUCUUGGUAAGUUCUUCCUGGAAAGUCCUCAAGGUGUAUGUGUGUGUGUGAGUGUGUGUGUGUGUGUGUGUGUGUGUGUGUGUGUGGUAGGGGGCGGGACUAAGGAAAAGGCAUUCCCAGCAGGGAGAACAGCAUGAGCAAAGGCUAGGGGGUGCCUAGCCUGUGCCUGUGCUGGGCAGGGAGAUAGAGGGGCCAUCAGGUUUUAAAGCUGGAAUUUGGAGCCCUGAGUGGUGGCUGCUGAGGCUCUGGGUGGGUGCUGCAGGUGGAGUGGGUGGCUCUAAGGAGAACCAGACUGUCUGGAACAAAUCCCGUUUUAAGCUAGACCAGAAGAAGAACUUCCUGUGACCUUGCAUGUGCCGGCAUGUACCCCAGACAGCGCUGUGCCAACACCCCACAGACAGGGCUCCUGGCUGAGUCAUGCCCUGACAAGCAGAUGCAGGCAUGGCAUCUGGGAACUGGGCUGAGGGCCUGGUCAGUGGUCUUCACCCCACUGGCUCUGCAGAGCCCUCUUCUGGCCAAGGCUACCUCUGGGUGGGUCAUGGAGGCCCCUGCCCUGGGGAAGUGCUCCAGGUUGCCCUUAGAUCCAGAUACCAUUAGGCUCAGGAACAGCCCAUUAACCAGCAGAAGCCAGGGCAGUAGUCUCUGGGCAUUGGCUGGAGGAAGGCUGGCCUCUUCGGGGAGCCCAUGCCCACCUGCACCAACCCUGAGGCCAGGAAGUCUGGGGUAGAGGCAAAGGCAGGACAUGGGUUCCAUUCUGUCUCUACCUGGGGCUGUGCUCACCUUCUCCCAGCCAGCUCUCCUCUGCCUUCUUUGUGCUGGGCUGGGGGUUCAGUGAGCCUGGGGGUGCGUAAAACUCCCGCAGAGUGUCCAGCGCCCAGCAGGUCUCAUUACUGGGAGUGGCCCCUGAGUCUCCCUGCCCCUCAGAGGAAGCUCCUAGGACAGGACCCCGGCUCCUCCUUCUAGUUUCCCCAGCACAGGUCUCCCGAAUCCUUCACAUCUCCAAUAGGAGCCGCUUUGCCAGUGCCAGAGAUGGGUCACUGACAUCCCAGGACAACACCAGGUGGACUAGGCUGCACAGACAGACCGUGUGACAUGGUAAAAAGGGUCAGAAGACUGAGGUCUGAAUUUCACUGGGCCCUUGGGAAAGACGCCUGUCCUCCCUGAGCCUGUCUCCCAGACUUUAAAAUGGUAAUCAACUUGGCUAGUCCUCUCCAACCGCCCUGCCCGUGACCCUGACGCAUGGCAAUGGCAAGCCAACGAUCAGCAAGAUGCGCCCCAUUCCCGCCGCAGACUUUCCUCCACCUUCCCGGAACCCCUCUGCUCACUAGGGCCAGGUGCACGCGACUUCUUGGCCCGCUUGUUCCUCCCGCGCACCUGCCGCGUUGCCCUCGUCCGGGAGGGGCAGCGAUCGGCCCUCUAAGAGCGGGUCCUUUGGCCAGCAGCUCAGUCCUGUCACCGUCCUGCGUCCCAAUCUGCCGCCGCCGCAUCCCGAGCGGGCUGGGGCCUGGGGUCUCCGAGCGGGCGCGUCCGGCUAGUCACUGAGGCUCGGAGUCGCGCCGCGGCGCCCGUAGGUGCCGGCGAGUCCCGGGUGGAGCAGUGGUUCAAGCGGGGCGGGGCCUCUGGGCUGGGCGGGGCAUCCCGCCCUAGCACUGGUCCCUCCCGGCUCCCAGAAGACUGGGCAGUGGGGCGCAGAGCAGAAGCCGGGCGCAAGCGGACUGAGCGCGGCGCGGGCGGGGAUGUGCGCCCUCCUGCAGCCCCCGCUCCCAGGCCUGGGAGCGGUGUGGCCCCAUGGCAGGUAGCGGCGGCCUGGGCGGCGGGGCAGGAGGCAGCCAGGGAGCCGGGGGCGGGCCUGGGGCCACGCUUCGGGCGCCCCGUGCGCCUCUGCUGUUCGCCGCUCUGGUGCUCGGAGCCUACUGCCUUUGCGCCCUCCCCGGACGCUGCCCGCCGGCCGGCCGCAUCCCCGCGCCAGCCCCCGCGCCCGCCGAGCCGCCCCGCGCAGCCCGCAGCCCCGGAACGUCCGGCCUGCCGGUGGCCAGUGGCUCGGGCCGCCGGCGCUUUCCGCAGGCGCUUAUCGUGGGCGUGAAGAAGGGCGGCACGCGCGCCCUGCUGGAGUUUCUGCGGCUGCACCCCGACGUCCGCGCGCUCGGCUCGGAGCCCCACUUCUUCGACAGGUGCUACGAGCGCGGCCUCGCCUGGUACCGGAGCCUGAUGCCCCGCACCCUGGAUGGGCAGAUCACCAUGGAGAAGACCCCCAGCUAUUUCGUGACCCGGGAGGCCCCACGCCGCAUCCACGGCAUGUCCCCGGCCACGAAGCUGAUCGUGGUCGUGCGGAACCCCGUGACCCGGGCCAUCUCUGACUAUGCGCAGAUGCUCUCCAAGACACCGGGCCUGCCCAGCUUUGGCACCCUGGCCUUCCGCCGAGGCCUGGGCCCUGUGGACACGGCCUGGAGUGCCGUGCGCAUCGGCCUGUACGCCCAGCACCUGGACAACUGGCUGCGUUACUUCCCGCUGUCCCGCUUCCUCUUUGUUAGCGGCGAGCGCCUGGUCAGCGACCCAGCUAGGGAGCUGGGCCACGUGCAGGACUUCUUGGGUCUCAAGCGGGUGGUCACAGACAAGCACUUCUACUUCAACGCCACCAAGGGCUUCCCCUGCCUCAAGAAGGCCCAGGGCAGCGGCCGUCCCCGCUGCCUGGGCAAGUCCAAGGGCCGGCCCCACCCACGUGUGCCUGAGGCCAUGGUCCAGCGCCUGCGGGCCUUCUACCGGCCCUUUAACCGCAAGUUCUACCAAAUGACCGGCCAGGACUUCGGCUGGGACUAAUGGGGCUGGGGAACCCACGCCCUGCCUGGGGACUCUCAGUGACCUUAAUUUAUGCCUGUCACCCAGCCGGAGUGGGCCCUGUACACAGGGCUGGGCAGAGAGAAAUAUUUACAAAAUAAAGUUUGGAUCUGUGUUCUUCUA
Delphinapterus leucas (beluga whale) is the source of this 9619-nucleotide messenger RNA. It is a transcript of the gene HS3ST6, whose product is annotated as heparan sulfate-glucosamine 3-sulfotransferase 6. Gene Ontology annotation, molecular function: [heparan sulfate]-glucosamine 3-sulfotransferase activity. The record is from RefSeq and is a predicted model, not a curated record. Lineage: Eukaryota; Metazoa; Chordata; Mammalia; Artiodactyla; Monodontidae.